This is a messenger RNA of Cyclocybe aegerita, 3792 nucleotides long. NCBI's taxonomy places the organism in Eukaryota, Fungi, Basidiomycota, Agaricomycetes, Agaricales, Hemipholiotaceae. The record is from the annotation of a GenBank genome assembly.
AUGGCGGGGAAGACUAAGCUACCUCCUCCUACGACGCUGAGGAAGGCGAAACCCCGGCUGACGCUGCGCCAGCUUCUGUCAUACCUAGUGCUGCUCUCGGCUGCAGCGACACUUUCGAUCACCUUGCUUGCGGACCCAGCAGACGAAUGGCAGGACAACAUAUGGCCCUUGCGACCGCCGACGCCAUGGGACAUCUCGACCGACUACGCCUAUCCACGAAAACUCGAAUAUGAUGUUCAAGAAGGAACUUGGCUCCGCCUCGAUGUGCACCCCACGUCCGGCGACAUCGUGUUUGAUAUGGUUGGAGACCUGUAUUGCCUUCCGCGUAGUCGGGUCUCCGCCGGCAGUCUCGUCAAGGCCCACCCGAUUCUGUUGGGUGUACCCUAUGACUCUGACCCCCAUUUCUCGCCAACAGGAGACAGGAUUGUGUUCCGAAGUGAUGCAGAACUUGGAGUGGAGAAUAUCUGGGUUUUGGAAUGGAAGGGUUGCGAGGAAAUGGAUGUAAGGAGCAACAAUCCUGCUCUCAGGGAACAGGUCCUCGAGGAGCAGUUGUUGGCUGAAGGCGUUCCAGAGACUGCCCAAAGGAAAUACAAUCGCCUCGUCCGCGAAGGCCGCUUCGGAGCGCAAAGAGUUACGAACGAGACUUACCGAUGGGUCAGCGAUGCCCGCUUCCACCCAUCCGGUUCAAAAGUUAUUGCCACAAAGUGGUAUACUUCCUCGCGUUCUCUUGGUGCUGGCGAAGGCUGGGAAUAUUCGGUUCCGUCACUCGAAGAUAUCCGCAAGCAGAAGCCUCCUCGAAUCGAAGUUGGCAGCGGCAAGCGUGUUGUCAGCCGUUCUUUGCCUUUGGGUUGGACCUCAGAACGAUACGGAGACCAGCAAAUUGGACCAGAGCAACUGAUUUGGCACGGGGGCGACAGCAUCAUAUAUGCGAAGAACAUCAGGGACCCAAACCAAUUCACGUACAGUAAAGACGUGCACAGGGGCAUAUACGCGAUCUUCGAGAAGAACACCACCACAGGCACGACAGAAACGUUGGUCGGUGCCGCUCCUGGGGGUGCAAGUCGACCAGAGCUCUCGCGAGACCAGCGAACACUCGCCUUCGUCCGUCGGGUCCGGGACAAGGAAGCGCUUGUCCUGAAGGACCUUGAAACCGGCUCCAUCCACCACGUCUGGCACGGCCUAACCUACGACCUGACCACCGUCUCCGCGCCCAUGGGCACCUACCCCUCCUUCGCCUUCUCUCCAGACGACAGUGCCGUCAUCAUCUGGGCCGCAGGGCAGAUCUACUCUGUCCCCUUGACCGUCAACACUAAAGGCGAGAGGGUCGCAGCUGCAGAUCCACCACGGCCUAUCAGGUUCACGGCUCAUAUCGAGACGCGGCUUGCGGAAACGCGUCGCGGAGGCGUCGACCUUGUCGCAUACGAGACAAAGGACACUCAGAAAGUGACCGCAUUCAAGGGGCUGCGCGUCGACGACACGGGCAAGAAAGCUGUCUUCGAAGCUGGUGGGUUGAGCUACUGGCAAGGAGUCGGGAAGAAGGGCCCUGCGACGAAAGUUCCCGUCACCGAUGACGGCGCGCCGUACUUCUCCCCCUCAUUCGUGCACGGCGAGGACGACAUCGUCAUCCACGUCCGUUGGUCGGAUACCACGUAUUCCCAGUUUGAGUUGGCGAACAUCACGUCCGGGCAGGCCUAUAAAGUCGCUGGUGCGCCCCUAGGUCGGUACUUCUCGCCCGUUCUCUCUGAGACGCCUGGCCGCAAGCGGAAGAUCGCAUACGUCAAGAGCGGUGGCGAAUACUUAUCGGGCGACAUCCUUGCAACAGCUAAUCCUGGCCUCUACGUUGGUGAUAUAACACUGCCUUCCGACAAGGACGAAGAACUUAAGGUCAGCAACAUUCGAUUCGUGCCUUCUGAGAUCGACAUAGGCGGCCGUGUAAAUCUGCGCUUCGUGGGCAAUGACAAGACCCUCCUCGUGCAGCAGUCCGGCCGAGCCUUCAUCAUCGACCUCGAGGGCGAAACCGAUAUUGCUGGCAAGCCUCCGCAUUCGACGGUCGCGUCUGGCAGGAUGUCAAGCGAGCUGGUUGUUGCCCCAGAACUUAGGAAUGGCAAUGUCAGCGCGGAUAAUAUCGCGUUUGUCGACUUCUUCCAUGUGUAUCUUGCUCCUGGCGAUCGUGUCAAGGAAGGAGAGAGCGUGUGGUCGCGGCCUGCCAAUGCUACGGAGGGUCUGGUUAGGCUCAGUCAGGAUGGAGGACAUGAUAUUACUUGGUCGGGGGAUGGGAAGAAAUUGUUCUGGUUCCUGGGACCCUAUCUCCGCUCUCUUGAAAUCUCUAAACUCAAGCAAUGUUCCUCGGAGAUUGAGAAAGACCAUCUCACCUUCGGCAUUUCAUGCGUCAAGACACUCCUCCAGUAUGAGCAGAUCGACGUCGAGCACUCGACAGACAUCGCACGGCUGAAGAAAGAUGCGAAGAGGGCUGCGAAGACUCAUAAGGACUGGCCCAACGUCGAAUCUGACAACUCGGACGUCGUGGUCAUCAUCAACGCUACACUUCUUACGAUGGAGUCAGGCAACUUUGAGGAUGACUUCGUCAAAGGUGGUGUGAUGGUUGUGCGAGGAGGUGUUAUAGACUUGGUCAGUCGGUCGAAUGAUAACUUCGUUGCUCCUUCUGGGGCGGCUGUGAUCAACGCUGGUGGAGGCUUUGUCAUUCCUGGAUUCAUCGACGUGCACGCCCAUUGGGAUGGAUUCUCCGAACGAUUCCCUGCUAAGUCUUGGGAGAUGGAAGCCUUCCUUGCUUAUGGAGUCACGACGUUGCACAACCCUAGUGCAGACAACGUGGACGGGUUCGUGGAACGCAGCCGGGUCGAGCGUGGACAGAUGAUCGGACCUCGCAUCUUCACCGUUGGUGACAUCAUCUACGGUGCAGGCAUCCCAGGCGUCCAUCAGGACAUCGUAGAUAUGGACGAGGCCAAAUCUGCAUUAACAAGAAUCAAGGCUGAAGGUGGGACUGCAAGUAUCUCGUACAAGAAUUACAACAUCCCUUCAAGGGCUUCGCGGCAGAGGCUUCUCAAGGUCGCACAGAAUAUAAGCAUGAUCUGCGUUCCGGAAGGCGGAAUGAACUGGGAUUGGGACUUGACGUAUAUCAUUGAUGGAAUGACGACUGUGGAACAUGCCUUGCCUGUGCCUAUUCUCUAUGAAGACGUUAUCACCUUGUACGCCUUGAGCGGCACUGGAGCUACUCCUACCCACCUCGUCAACUACGGUGGUGCGUGGGCAGAGCAGCUUGUUUGGGCGAUACAUGAUGUGCCCAAUGAUGAAAAAUUACGUCGCUUUGAGAGGCACGAUGUUCUUCUGGCUUUAACCGAAUCCACCGCACGACCCGACCACUCCUACGCCUUCUACAACACAUCGGCUUCCGUUGCUGCCAUGGUUCAGAAAGGGCUGCUUGCCAACAUCGGCGCUCAUGGAGAACCCCCAAUCGGCAUGAACUAUCACGGCGAGAUGGCGUUUACUGGCGCUGGCGGGCUAAGUAAUUACGAGGUCAUUCGUGCAGCUACAUCGUCAGGCGCGAAAACUCUGGGAAUGUUCCCGUCUCUAGGCUCUCUUUCUCGAGGGAAGCUCGCCGACUUCAUCAUUUACCCUCCGGAGAUCGACCUUCUGGAGGGAGUAAUCGCCACAAAAACCAGUAAACUUCUUUUCGUUGCCAGGGGCGGUAGGAUUUGGGAUGCAAACACCAUGGUCGAGCUGUGGCCUGUUCGUGGCAGGAAACAAGUUAUGCCUGUUAUCAACGCAGAGUAA